This is a messenger RNA of Eremothecium gossypii ATCC 10895, 4350 nucleotides long. RefSeq names its product putative acid anhydride hydrolase (gene YPK9). The coding region runs from base 1 to 4350 and encodes 1449 amino acids. Gene Ontology annotation, molecular function: ATP binding; ATP hydrolysis activity; P-type ion transporter activity. The record is from RefSeq and is marked provisional. Gene Ontology annotation, biological process: intracellular calcium ion homeostasis. Gene Ontology annotation, cellular component: membrane. The transcript has a single exon. Lineage: Eukaryota; Fungi; Ascomycota; Saccharomycetes; Saccharomycetales; Saccharomycetaceae.
AUGUCGUUUGAUUCCAGGAACGCUGGGUCAUUCAGCUCGAACAAUGCUAGGUUCAGAGCUUCGUUUUCCUCAACGAAGACAACUUCCAGCUCGAACACUAUGACCUCUUCAACGAUUCUAGAGCAACGAAAUUCCGAAGCGUAUGCGGGAGCAUCUUUUGAGGCUGUACCGAGCUCUAUCGUCUCAUUUCACCAUCCGCAUUCAUACAGGUCGGGUGCGUUUGGCAGCGUGGAUAUGCUUGAGCGGAGUCGCCGGAAUACUGGUUCAGAAUCUGUUCUACUCUCACCUGUGAGGUCGCGGACUUCUGAAAUCUCUCGGACACCUUCCCGGGCGACACACUUCCGGUUCUUUUCGGAGCAGCAGCUUGAAAAUGCAGAGGGUGCAGCCUCUACGUUGGAGUAUACGGACUAUGACACCGACUGGGAUGCAACUCCAGCGUAUGAACAAGAGCGGCUUCACAUGAACCCUCGCUCUUCGCGCUCGUCCUUGAGAAACGGUAGUGUUGGUCGCGGCCCCAGCUCCACUCGGGCACAGUCUAUUCAGUCAUAUGGUGCGAUGGAUAACCACAGGGGCCGUGCGCCAUACGAUGGCGGCUCACCGCGUUCUUCUAGCAGCUCGUCGCAAUACACGUUCCGUGAACGGAUACCGAUAGAGGUCGAGGAAGAAGUAGGGUCCGUAGAAUUGGCAGAUGAUAAUAUUUCGAGCGGUCACAGCGAUGCGGAGAGCGAAGAUGGACUACUCAACGAUGAUAAUAGAUUUACAAUAGAUGAAGUUUCUGAACCGCAGUACGUGAGCGGCAAAAAGGCCUACCAUGCGGAGUAUCUCAAGCCGCGCUAUCAUGAUAGAUUUUACCCGAGAAACGUACCGCAUCUACAUAUGCAGAGAUUUUACAUUGCAGAAGAGGAUAUGGUCGUGGGUAUUGCCGGCUACAGGACAUCUGCAUGGAAGACUUAUAUCUACAAUAUUUUUUGCUGUUUGACUUUGGGCAUGCUCUAUAUACUUUGCAAAUGGAUUCCACGUUAUAAGGUGAAGUUUUGUGGAUCGAAAACGUUUUUGGGCAAAGCAGAAUGGGUUGUUGUUGAGAACCAAUAUAGCGAGCUUUCGAUCAUCAACGUGAAGAGAAUUUGGUAUAACCGGCCCCUAAGUACUGUUUUGCCGUUGAAGAGGGGGUUGCUGAACUCAAGGCACUAUCAUCAUGAGAGUGAAGAAAAUCCGAACAUUCCGAUAUUAAUAUCCUUUGAAUACAGGUAUUUAACACUGAUUUACUCGCCUCUCACCGAUAUCUUCCAGACAAAUACGAAUUGGGCGGAUCCAGACUGGACUGAUCUCAGCUUGGUUUCGAGAGGGUUGCCUAACAAUAUACAUGAAGAUAGAAUGAUAGCAUUCGGCAAGAAUAGUAUCAACUUACGCCAAAAGACAACUUCACAAAUUCUUUUUGACGAAGCACUACAUCCGUUCUACAUUUUCCAAAUCUUUUCGAUUAUACUUUGGAUGUUUGACGCAUAUUACUAUUACGCCACUUGUAUUUUCAUUAUUUCCGUCCUUUCAGUUAUAGACACUCUAGUUGAAACCAAGCAGUCGUCCGAACGCUUAUCAGAACUCUCUCAGUUCUAUUGUGAUGUUCGUGUCUACCGGGAUGGCUUUUGGAGCCAGGUACCUUCUUCAGACUUGGUCCCGGGUGAUAUUUACGAACUAACUGAUCCAUCAUUAAGCCUUCUUCCCUGCGAUUCCAUCUUAAUAUCUGGUGAUUGCCUUGUUAACGAAUCCAUGUUGACCGGGGAAUCUGUUCCUGUUUCUAAGGUGGCGGCAACGAGGGAGACUAUGUUACAGUUAUUGGAUGAUUUCAUGGAUACCCAGCUUUCUAGCUUUGUUUCGAAAUCCUUCCUUUUCAACGGUACCAAACUAAUAAGAGUUCGUGCAACUGCAGGUCAGUCGAUUGCGCUUGGAAUGGUUGCACGGACGGGAUUCUCCACUACAAAAGGUUCGUUAGUGCGUUCUAUGGUCUUUCCAAAGCCAACAGGUUUUAAGUUUUAUGAGGAUUCAUUCAAAUAUAUUGGAUAUAUUAGUAUCAUAGCACUUUUCGGGUUUGCUGUCAGCUUUAUCCAAUUUUUACGACUAGGCUUGGACAAAAGAACGAUGAUUUUGCGAGCUUUGGAUAUUAUCACUGUUGUUGUCCCACCGGCCUUACCAGCGUCUCUCUCGAUUGGUACAGGAUUUGCGUUGAAUAGACUCAAGAAAAAAGGCAUAUUCUGCAUUUCACCUACACGAGUAAAUGUUGGGGGAAAGAUAGAUGUAAUGUGUUUUGAUAAGACUGGGACCUUGACUGAGGAUGGCCUAGACGUCUUAGGGGUACAUGUUGUCCAGCCUUUACAACAAGAAAUGAAAAUCAGCAAACUAGUUACUGAUGUGAAGGAUUUACUCCAAAGUUUGUCCUUGUCCGACUGUGUGUCAACCCGUGACAUGAAAGCUAAAAACUUUUUGGUCUCUCUCUUGACUUGCCACUCUUUGCGGAUGGUUGAUGGUGAGCUAUUGGGCGAUCCCCUUGAUUUCAAGAUGUUCCAAUUUACCAAGUGGUCGUACGAGGAAGAAACUGCUAAUCGCAAGUUUCAUUCUUUAUAUGAGGAGAGACAUGAUGGUAGUACGUUGCCUGAAAAUAGCAGUAUUGCACCGGCUAUCGUCCAUCCGUCAGGCAAUGAUGGCUUCAUAGAAAGUGAUCCUUCAAAUGUUAUUGGAAUUGUGAGAAGUUUCGAGUUUUUAUCAAACUUGCGCAGGAUGAGUGUCAUCGUAAAACCAUUCAGCGAGAAUGUGUUUAUGUCUUUCACAAAGGGCGCGCCAGAGGUGAUUUUUGAGCUCUGUAGCAAACAGACCUUGCCAUUGGACUACGAAGCGCUUUUGCACCAUUAUACACAUAAUGGCUACCGAGUCAUCGCAUGCGCGGGGAAAAAGCUCACAAGACAGUCAUGGCUUUACUCUCAAAAAGUCAGCCGGGAGGAAAUUGAGUCCAACUUGGAAUUUUUGGGCUUCAUUAUAUUUGAGAAUAAAUUGAAGGGCACUACCAAAGAGACAUUGGAAUCGUUGCAUCGCGCAGAUAUUCGUACAAUUAUGUGUACAGGGGACAACGUCUUAACGGCCAUUUCUGUUGGUCGUGAGGCUGGUUUGGUUGAGUCACCUAGAGUUUUUGUCUCUGUGAUAAAUGAUAUAGAUACAUCGCAGGAAGGAGAUAUCAUCACAUGGCAAAAUGUUGCCAAUUCAUCCGAUACAUUGGAUAGCGUAACACUGCGGCCGCUUUCAGGUGACACCGAUGACUACACAUUGGCUGUUACAGGCGAAGUGUUUCGCCUUCUAUUUAAAACGGACAAAUCUCAAAUAGAAGAAGUGAUCAACAACAUACUUCUAAAGACAUCAAUAUACGCCCGCAUGUCUCCGGAUGAAAAACAUGAAUUGGUUGAGAGGUUGCAGUCCAUUGGAUACCAGGUUGGCUUCUGCGGCGAUGGUGCGAAUGACUGUGGUGCCCUUAAAGCGGCCGACAUUGGUAUAUCUCUAUCCGAAGCGGAGGCAUCUGUUGCUGCGCCAUUUACAUCCCGCUUGUUUGAAAUCAGCUGUGUUUUGGACGUAAUGAAAGAAGGCCGUGCCGCGUUGGUCACGUCCUUCGCCUGUUUCCAAUACAUGAGCUUAUAUUCUGCCACACAGUUUGUUACAAUAUUGAUCUUGUACAGCCGUGGAUCUAACUUAGGGGACUUCCAGUUUUUGUACAUCGACCUCUUCUUGAUCGUGCCGCUAGCGGUGUUCAUGUCCUGGUCGAAGCCCUAUGAAGUAUUGGCCAAAAAGCGGCCAACCGCCAAUUUGGUUUCUCCGAAGAUAUUGAUUCCUUUGCUCGUGCACAUCGUGAUUUUGUUCGUGUUUCAGCUUGUCCCGUGGCUCGCAGUCCAGCAUAUGAAGUGGUACCGGCAGCCAGUCGUCGGCGACGACGAACAUGUGGCCUCCAGCGACAACACUAUCCUUUUCUUUGUCUCCAACUUCCAGUACAUCCUGGUCGCAGUCGUGCUUUCGGUAGGUCCGCCCUACCGCGAGCCUAUGUCGAAAAAUGUUGGCUUUAUUGCAGACGUCCUCGUGUCGCUUGUCGCGUCGUGUAGGAUCAUGUUCCUCUCGCCGGACUCGACCUUGGGCCGUCUCUUCCAGCUCACCGAAGCGUCUCAUCCAUUCUGCCUCUUGAUUAUAGGCUGGGUGUUCCUCAACUACUACGCCCAGCUCUACAUCCCUCCUGCAUUCAAAACGCUUUUCAAAAAGAAGCGCAGUUCUAAAAAGUACAAAAACAUCUUGCUGGACUACCAGCGGCUAGCUACUGCCUAA